UAGAAUGUAAAUCAUCAAGAGUCAAGACUAAAAUUUACUAAAGUGUUUUGCUAUGCACUUAUGAUAAUUGAUGAAAUCGUUAAGUCAAAGAAAUGAAACACACACACAAAAUUCCAAUACUGUCCCUGUGGAAUUGGAACUCACACACUACAGAAUCUGCUGGUUUGCAUGUACAGUGUGAACAUGUAUAUGUAAAUGAAUUUAUAUUGCACUUUGGAUGCCCCCAGGGGUUAUACUGUUUUGCGCAUGUAGGUCUGUCGGUCGGUCCGUCCACCAAAUGGUUUCCGGAUGUUAACUCAAUAACGCGUAAACCUAGGAUCAUGAUACAUUAUUGGUACAAUGAUUAUGACUGGCACAUGUCCCCUAUUGAUUUUCAGGUCACUUCUUCAAAGGUCAAGGUCACAUUGACUAGAAACAGUAAAAUUGUUUCCGGAUGAUAACUCAAGAAUGCUUAGGCCAAGGAUCAUGUAACUUCAUAGGUACAUUGAUCAUGAUUGGCAGAUAACCCCUAUUGAUUUUCAGGUCACUAGGUCAAGGUCACAUUGACCUGAAGCAUUAAAAUAGUUUCUAACAUAUUCACACAAUGGCUGCCACUAUAACUGACAGCCCAUUCGAGGGACAUGCGUGUUUUACAAACAGCCCUUGUUUGCAUGCCUUGUUUGAAAAGCCAUAGAAAUAAUAUGUUUGGACACAUGAAUGACUAACUUAAUUGCUGCAAAUACUUUUAAAGCAUAUUUAUUUAUUCAAAUUGUUAACUUACUUUUCUAGAAUUCAUUGAAGGUCAUCUAGAAGAGAUAGCAAGUAGCCCAUCAGUCGAACAUGAGAACUCGGACCAGCUCGCAAACACCCCUGCCUCUGCCAUGGAGUUGGAAGGGCGAGACACUGACCCAGUAGUCGAUCAUGUGGCAACAACUAGGAACUCGGACCAGCUGGCAAACAACCCUGCCUCUGCCAUGGAGUUGGAAGGGGGGAGACACUGACCCAGUGGUCGAUCAUGUAGCAACAGCCAGGGUGAGUCAAAGCGGACACAGUUGAUGAGGAAAUAUGCAUCCAGCAUUGGAAGCACAAUUUUUCUUUAAAAAAAUACAAUUUAUUUAAUUUAAUUUACAUAAUGCCCUGUCUGUUGGUUUGUUUGUUUGUGCAAACCUUAACAUUUGCAAUAACUUUUGCAAUAUUAAAGGUAGCAACUUCAUAUAUAGCAUGCAUGUGCAUCUCAAGGAGCUACACACUUUGAGUUGUGUAAGGUCAAGGUAUUUUUUUUUUGGUAAAAUUGAUGAAUUAAUAUGAUAUCUCUUUGCGAAUUGUUUUAAAAUUAAUACAUAACUUGUUUCAGAAACAUUGUUUAAUAACAUUCAAUUGUCAUUUAUUCGAAUUUGAAAGUUGUCAAAAGUAAUUAUUUCUCCCUAUACGGUAGCUUUAGGUAUAUGUGAUAUUUCAUGAGAAAACUAGUCUUCAUUGCAUUACAAAUUAAUGAAGCAUUCUUUACAUUUGCUUUUAUAACAAAAAAACCUAGUUUAGACUUGUAAAAUUGAUAAAAAUAAUUAUUUGAACAUAAAGUUUGACCAGAGUGUACAAUUUAAACACACAAGUUUAUAACGACGUGUAUCUUGUGCUUUGCAUUUGUUUAAAAGUUGCCUUAUAAUUGUGCGAAGCAUGUCUUCUCAAAUUAAAAAUGCAUCUUAUUCAAAGGUGAUCAGAACUAAAUGUGUUUUUUUUAAUAAUUCAGGGAUAACAAAAAUCAGACUAAGAAACCAUAUGCAAUAAUUCAUAGUCUGUUGUCUUCACAGAGAGAAACUUCAAUAAAAAAUAUGCUGUCAUUUUAUAAUACCUUCGUGUUUGCCUCACGGUUGCCUAUUGAUUUGUUUUAAAAUAGGAAGUUUAUAAUGAGGUAUAUAACACAAAGAAAUUUCAUAUUUGAAUCAUUUUUAUGCUCCUCUAAAAAAUUCUUGUCUGAGCUUUUUCUCAGUAACUUAUUACGGGAAUUCAAUGAAACUUUAUGGGAAGCUUCACUACCAAGAGGAGAUGUGCAUGUUAUUAGCCAGUUAUGGUCGGAUGAUUUUUCACAGAGUUAUGGCCCAUUGAAAUUUUCCAUUUACUGUACAUAUUGUGCAUUAUUGUUCGGGCUAUUUCUCAGCAACUAAUGUCUGCAAUUGAAUGAAACUUUAUGGGAAGCUUCGCUACCAACAGGACAUGUGCAUAUUAUCAGCAAGUUAUGGUCGGAUGAUUUUUCACAGAGUUAUGGCCCUUUGAAAUUUUCAAUAUACUGUACAUAUAGUGCAAUUCUUGUCUGGGCUAUUUAUCCCCAACUAAUGACUUGAAUUCAAUGAAGUUUUAUGGGAAGCUUAACUGCCUUGAAGAGAUGCGCGUGUUAUUUGUGGGUUCUGGUUAGAUGAUUUAUUUAGAGACUUAUGGCCCUUUGAAAUUGUUAAGUUGCUAAACCAUCCAUCCUAUUAUUUUGUCCAAAGUUAUGCCACUCAAGAUGUUUCCUUUUAUCUGAAUAUAUAGUGCAAUAUUGUGACCAAAAAAACUUUGGGGAGCUUCACCCAUCUCUGACGGCUUGUUUUAAUUAAAUAUUAAUUGUAAAUCCCAUAUCACCUUUUAUCAUACUUUUUUGUAAUUGACAACUUGGUUUUCUGACAAUUGUUUUCCUUGUUUUGUUUCAAAUAGGCAUGAUAUGGUUACUAUUAAAUCAACUUCAUAUGUUCUUCCCUUGUGAUAAGUAUUUUUAGCUCAUCUAUUUUUUGAAAAAAAAUUAUGAGCUAUUGUCAUCACCUUUGCGUCGGCGUUGGCGUCCGGUUAAGUUUUGCGUUUAGGUCCACUUUUCUCAGAAAGUAUCAAUGCUAUUGCAUUCAAACUUGGUACACUUACUUACCACCAUGAGAGGACUGGGCAGGCAAAGUUAGAUAACUCUAGCGUGCAAUUUGACAGAAUUAUGUGCCCUUUUUAUACUUAGAAAAUUGAAAAUUUUGGUUAAGUUUUGCGUUUAGGUCCACUUUUCUCAGAAAGUAUCAAUGCUAUUGCAUUCAAACUUGGAACACUUACUUACUAUCAUGAGGGGACUGGGCAGGCAAAGUUAGAUAACUCUGGCGUGCAUUUUGACAGAAUUAUGUGCCCUUUUUAUACUUAGAAAAUUGAAAAUUUUGGUUAAGUUUUGUGUUUAGGUCCAUUUUAUUCCGUAAGUAUCAAAGCUAUUGCUUUCAUACUUGCAACACUUACUAACUAUCAUAAGGGGACUGUGCAGGCAAAGUUAUGUAACUCUAACUGGCAUUUGGGCAGAAUUAUGGGCCCUUUAUACUUAGAAAAUUGAAAAUUUGGUUAAGUUUUGUGUUUUGGUCCACUUAACCCCUAAAGUAUCAUAGAUAUUGCUUUCAUACUUGAAACACUUGCAAACUAUCAUAAGGGUACAGUAAAAGGACAAGUUGCAUAACUCUGGUUGUCAUUUUUAUGGAAUUAUGGCCCUUUUUUGACUUAGUAACUUUGAAUAUAUGGUUAAAUUUUGUGUUUCGAUCCACUUUACUUCUUAACUAUCAAGGCUAUUGCUUUCAAACUUCAAAUACUUUCAUGCUAUCAUGAGGUGACUGUACCUGGCAAGUUGAAUUUUACCUUGAAUCCCCCCCCCCUACCCGAAUUGACCACCACACCCUCACACUAUACCACCCCACCUCCACCCAAAAUUUCAUUUUAUUUUAAUGGUUAAACCCCCUCCCCCCCCCCCCCCCCCCCCCCCGAUUUUAUUUUUUUUCGCAUUUUUUUCGCAUUUUUUUGAAAAUAAUGUCAUAAAUGUCCACAUUCCCAUGCUAUACACCCCUCUUCACUCCACCCCUCCCUCCUUUGUGAUUGAAAAUGAGAGUCCCUUCACCUUUAAAAAGAAAAUAGAUGAGCGGUCUGCACCCGCAAGGCGGUGCUCUUGUUUAUAUCUAUUUCUUAAUAUUUUUCAGUAGUAAUAAUGUCUAAGAAUGUAUCUGGGUAGAAUGAAUAUCUGUUCUUUUAAAGGUUGUAACUGAUGCUCUAUUUCUUUUGGACAUGACAUGUUACUGUCUCGUUUGUACAGAGAUUCAAUUAAAUACUACAUUUUAUUAUGUGUGAUUCUAUUUUUGUGUUCCAAAUAGGCAGUCUGACAUAUUAGGUAUAUUGAAAACUCUUACAUAUAACAUUUGUAAGUAUCUGUUAUUAAUGACAGUUAAAUGAAACAAUGGUUGUAUAGUUGUGUAUAUUACAAAGUAUAAUUAUUGUUAUAUUUCGAAAUUAGAAUUAUGUUUAUAUUUUAAUUCACAUACACUUUCAACUAUAAUUUGUAAUAGUGCCGUUGCUACUUAAAUUUUAUGUGGUUUGGAUGCACACUGUUAUAUUCUAUGCUCCUUCAAAAUACAAUUAAGGUUUCACCUUAACGGUUAUAACGCGAGUGAAAAGCAAUAUACACUGUUAUCAUGUGAUUUAAAACAAGUUUUGUUCAAUUAUCUGUAAAGUUCAUUCAUAACUAUUUUAUAACAUGUCUGCUUAAUCCACUUACUAUAUUCAAGCAUUUUGCAUUAUUGUUUUUGUUUAACACUAGAAACUGUAAAGUAAGGUAUAUAUCUUGUUGUAACUUUAAUUGCAUUUAUUAUGUACUGCAUAUUAAUUGUUGGGAUAGUUCCGCAUAUGUAACGUGUUUUUAUUCACGUGUUUUUAUGUCCCCCACUAUAGUAGUGGGGGACAUAUUGUAUUUGCCCUGUCUGUUGGUCUGUUGGUCUGUCUGUCUGUUUGCGCCAACUUUAUUAUUUUGCAAUAACUUUAACUAUAUUGAAGAUAGCAACUUCAUAUUUGGCAUGCAUGUGUAUCUCAUGAAGCUGCACAUUUUGAGUGGUGAAAGGUCAAGGUCAUCCUUCAAGGUCAGAGGACAAAUAUAUGUGGCCCAAAUCGCUUAUUUUAUAAAUACUUUUGCAAUAUUGAAGAUAGCAACUUGAUAUUUGGCAUGCAUGUGCAUCUCAUGGAGCUGCACAUUUUGAGUGGUGAAAGGUCAAGGUCAUCCUUCAAGGUCAGAGGUCAAAUAUAUGUGGCCCAAAUCGCUUAUUUUAUGAAUACUUUUGCAAUAUUGAAGAUAGAAACUUGAUAUUUGGCAUGCAUGUGCAUCUCAUGGAGCUGCACAUUUUGAGUGGUAAAAGGUCGAGGUCAAGGUCAUCCUUCAAGGUCAGAGGUCAAAUAUAUGUGGCCCAAAUCGCUUAUUUUAUGAAUACUUUUGCAAUAUUGAAGAUAGCAACUUGAUAUUUGGCAUGCAUGUGUAUCUCAUGGAGCUGCACAUUUUGAGUGGUGAAAGGUCAUGGUCAAGGUCAUCCUUCACAAGGUCAAGGUCAUACUACAAGGUCAAACAUCAUAUAGGGCGACAUUGUGUUUUUAAAUGUGAAAUUCUGUUAAAAUGCGCAUUGAUAUCUGACAGCUGUGCCAAAAGGUUAUAAUAAGAAAUAAUUUCAAGUUAAGUUGAAUUAUGAAUAGUACUUCUUGUACCACUAACUGAACAGUUGAAACGCAAUACAACGUUGGAAUCAACUGUUACUUUUCACACCUUAUGGAGAACAUGUUAAAACUUAAACUACAAAGACCUUUAUCUGACAGUUUUUGCUGAUUGCCAACAAUGAGGUAAUUAAGUCUAUUUAUUUACACUUAUGAUAUGGUAUUAUAACAAGCUUUUAUCAAACAAUAAGAACAGUAUAGCUGUUGUAGUAUCUUGUAUUGUCUGUAUAUUUGUAUGCUUGUAAAUUCUACUAAUGAUUAAAAUGAUAUAAAUAUUUAUAGAUGAAUUACUACUUUUAUUUUUGUUUGAUCUAGUCAUAGUUAUUUAUGCGACAAAAUAUAUAAAACAUGUUUAAUAACAUCUGAGAACUAAUAUUGAGACAAGUUGUACAUAAUCCUUUAAACCAUUGCAGUUGGUGUAGUGGUUAUGGUGUCCCCCUAGAGAUCGGGAGGUCACUAGUUCUAUCCCCACUGUGGGAACCAAAACCAAGUUUUGAUUUCCAGGAAACGGACUCUAGAGCAUUUUAAAUAAGUCUUAGGCUCUUAAUGCAAUCAGGCUCUUAAUGCAAUCAGGCUAAAAUAGGUUUAAACUAAUCUUUUAAAAAAAGAAAGAUACAAAAGAUGCGAUACAAAGAACUAUUCCUUAUCUUCCAUAAUUACUUGUUGUAUCACGUUCAGCAGAAUUAUCAAUUAAUAUGACAAGUAAAUAGCAUAAAUUUAGUACUUAUUGCUCACUUGAGCACAAAUUGUGAUUUACAAAACAUAUUGCUGCUAGGUGGUUUAUUAUUUUACCUUAUAAGUCUUUAGUGAAACCUUGUGAAUAUUAUGUGAUUUGAAAGGUAUAGUUCCUUAAGGUCUCUUGUUUAAUGUACAUGUAUUUCUGGAUAAAUGCAUUUUAGACAGCAUUAUUUUAUUCAUUCCUUCUUGCUCAAGAAUAUCAAAGCCCUGUCAGGCUAAUAGUUGAUUGAUUAAAUAGGUGAAAAUGAACAUAAUAUAUUUUCUGUUAAAUAGGCUUUAGCAAGUAAUUUAUUGCAUGUAGUAAUAAAUGUCUAAAGCAUUUUCACACGUUAAAUUUUUAAAUAUUCAAUAAUGUGCAUAUGAAUUUAUAAUUAUAUCACCCUUUCUUUUUAAGUUAAGCAAUUUAAAUUAGAAAAACUAUGUGCAUGAAACUAAUCUUUAUUGAUGUGAAUGGGAAGUAAACACACAAUUUCAACAUCACAAACUGUUUUGAAUUAAAAAAAGAUGCAUUAAUUUUAUAUAAUAAAUAUUUAUAUCACAUACCUUCAUUUACCAAAAUAACGCAUAAUUUUAAACAAAGAUUUGCUGAUGUUUUUUCCUUCUUUAUUCUUAUACUAUAGCAUGUGUUUGUAUUAAUUAAACAUCACUUGACAUUGUUUAGAUAUUUUAAUUUGCAGAUAAUUCUUGUCGGCAACAAUUUCAAGAAACAACAUCACAUCCAAAACUACUAGGUUGCUUCUUAUGAAACUUCACAAAAACGAUAAUUGUAUAACUUUCAAAUUUGUUAAAAAUGUUCAUGUUUUUCUUAUUGAUAAUAUAUUACUACACAUUUCUGAUGAUGUUAGUGAUGUACAUGUACUAUUAUAUUUCUUUAAUCAUAUGAUUUGAGUGUAAUGAGUUUGCCUGUGUGCUUUAUCUAAUGAUGUAUUGCUAGAUAAUGCAUUAUUGUCAGUGGAGCAUUUACACCGCAAAGAUGCCGAUAGUGUAUUGGUAUGGUUUUCAGUUGGUUAUCAGUGAAAAAUAAAACACAAACACUUUUAUACAGUAUAUUGAUUUGUCCUCUACUGGAGCAAUUUAUUUUAAUAAAAUGUACAUUGUAUCAGAUUGUCUAGGAUAUCUUAUUUUGACAAGUUGUUUCCCCUUACAGUUACGUGCAAUCGGAGAGUUUGUGAUAUAAAAUAUUUGAUUUGCGAAUAUAAAUUCGUUACAAAUAAGUAGCACAUGUUGGGUUCAGUCCACAUGAAAUCGAAACCGAAUUCGUGUAUGCAGGAAUAUAAAAUGGACUGGGCAAUACGUGAAAACAGUCGAAACCAAUGGGUCGGGCCGCACAACACAGGUGUUCCCGGUAUCAUCAAUCAUGCGUAUAAGAUGUCCCACUUCACUUCACCAAAGCUGGUCUCCAAGAAAGACACCUCUUCCCGCCGCAUCCUGCACGCCUGCAAUCGUCUCGCCACCCAGGUGUCACAGGCCUCAGGAGCCCAUGAGCGCCGCAGGAGUAUGAUGAUUAACAGCGGAGCACCCGCGGAGUCAUCUGACGACAACAAUCCCACACGCCACGAUCUGAUAGCGAUGCUGAACGCUUGCAGGGACGCUCUGAACGCCUCGAGGUUUGACGAGGCGGAAACAGCCUACCUUAAGUUAUACCACGAGAUCCAGGAGAAACCGGAAGACAACGGUCGAAUGCUUGUAGAGACGCUGAGCGGCCUGGCGGACAUUUGCAUCCGGAGGAGCCGAAUGUGUCGCUCGAAUCCACUGGAGUGGCAAUGGUUGUGCAUGCACGCGAUCGCGUUACUGCAGUACAUCUUUGAAUUUUGCGACUCUGAGCUCGAAACUCAGCUCGACAACGAAGUCUCCGAGUGGUUCCGAGAACAAAAGCGCGUGGCGGAACUAAAGUGUCGCCCCUUGGAAGAUGCGUUCACAAGGGCGCUGUACAACUGUCUUAAACACGACGCGAAUUUCUUUGAUCCUUUCCAGUCAUUUUCAUUACCGAGCACGCCUGGUCAGCAAAGAAAGGGAAACGUGUUUCCGCUGAGCUCUACGAUGCCGCAAUAUUUAUUAGCGCCUACUAUGACCUACAGGAUGACAGACAAAGGCCUAGCGAAACAAAACUCUGAAGACGUUGACGUCGCUAUCGAUUGGCUUGCAAAGUUUGAAUUCUAUUGCAAAGACCGUCUGCAAACCAAGGAUCACACGUGCGUCACCGAAAAGAUCCUUAGGUCAACAAGAAGCAAAUCUACCGACGAAGAAACGGAAAGUGUUCUCACAGACAAUUCAGAAGAUUCACUAGACUGGGACCAUAGUGAUUUGAAAGGCAUUGAGGAGAUGGCGGUAGAUCUAGAAGAAAAGACGUCGCCUGUGAACGAUUAUUCUCUGGAAUUGGAGCUAGCCACGAGUGAUUCCGAAAAUGAAGGCUGGGAUUUUUUCCUUCAUCAGCGAAGGAAUUGUGACUUACAGAGCGUUGUUCAGGUAUCUGCAGAUGACGAGAAAAGGGAUGAUUUCGAUAAAGAGAUUCAUAAUUAUUCCAAAGAGACGCAAGACGUUUUUCAGAAAGAGAAAAACGAAAAGAGUGAAAAAAGACAUAAAUCGAAACAUGAGAAGAAAGAGAUAGUAUCCCCUUUACACGCGCAUAGCAUUAGUCUUACUCUUGCGCGAUCGUUUUGUCGCCUUGCAGACAAACUCGUGCAUGAAGAGGAAUACAAGAAAGCGGAAGUCGUGUACGAAAAGAUUUUGGACAUAAUCGAUGCGAUACAAGACGGCACGGCGGGGAUGCUGAGAUUUAGUGCGCGGAUCAUGAAAAACCUCGGGACCGUAAAGUCAAAGCAAGGGAAGUCCUCGUCUGGUCUCGUGCUUCUCAAUAAAGCGCUCAAUACGUACAGAGACUUACAAGACGAGGAGGCGAAUUUCGAAAUCGCGGUAGCAUUGAUAGAGCUUGGCAAUGGGUAUAUUGUCGGGAAGAAUCACGAGGAUUCGGUAUUUAACGACGUCAUUAUCGCUAUAUGUGACUUUUUCGAAAAAGACGCUGGUGACUCUCAGUCCACGUCUAAUUCUAGCUCCGUGCAAUCUCACAUUUCGCAAAUGACGUCAUCACUGGCGUCUAAUUCGGAAGAGAGAAACGUGGAGGAAGCGCUCACUUGUUAUUCGGAGGCGCUUCUAUUGCUUGAUGCGUACGAGGCUGAUGAGAAGCAAAUUGAAAUGUUUGCAAAGGCGGUCAUGAGACUUGGCGACUGCCACUUCAUGCAAAAGGACUAUGACAAAGCGCUGGAGUGUUACGAAAAGGCGCUCGGAAUGUUUCGAUCAAACAAUAUCUUUGGUAAAGACUCGUUAAUGGAAAACGCUCACGUGCUUUGUAUGCUCGGCGUCUCGAGUUUCAUGUUGCACGUGUACCCUCGUGCCGCGUCCGUAUUUGAAACUGCGCUCCACAUGGUUCGGUGCGCUUAUGGGUUCAAGCGGACAUUCCUGAACGGAAUGCUUCAGUCCUUGUCCGGCAUUACGUAUUACAAGAUGAAAAACUACCACAAAUGUGUGUCAAUGUGCUACCAAGGGUACGAGACUUACUGCGAACUGUUCGGGGAGGCGAUGUGUCGGCUUGAUAAACAAAAAUUCUGGCUAGUGUGCCAGACACUGUACGUCAUGGGAAACUCAUACAAUAUUCUGAGCCUGCAGCAAAAGGCUCUGAAAUAUCUAACGAUCGCCCGAUCGCUUAUGAAAUCGUGCAAGAGUCGGGAACGCCGCCAGUUUAUGCGGGUGUUACAGAUCCUCGGGGACUGCUACUUCGCUCAAUACGAUUACAAGGUGGCGCUGACGUUCUAUAACGAAGCGCUCGAGUACGGAGAAUGCGAGAGCCAGAUCUCAUUCGACGAGGUGUUUGACCCCAACUGCGCGUCCGACGAGAUGACGAUUCACAACCACCUGGUAAGCAAAUCCGCGGAAGCCCACCUGAGCAUGCAGCAGUAUCAGAACGCCGUCCACUAUCUGGAGCAGGCGCACGAUAUGCAGGAAGUGAUGGGAGAGGACAUCAAGGGGGAUCUUAUCAGCACACUUCAUCAGCUGGGACACAUGCACUCCGCAGCUGGGGACGUGAACAAAGCCAUCGAGUCGUACAAGGAGUGCCUAGAGGUGUUCCGGGAGAUCCAUAAAGGGCAGCUGGGCCCCGAGAUGUGCACGACCCUCGGGAACCUGGCGGCGAUCUGCUACGUGAAGGCAUGCAUCGCUGACGAUUAUCGCGAGGAGCAGGCCAUGAAUGAGUCCGCAGAGGCUUACUUCCAAGAAGCGAUGUCUCUUGAAACGAACGCCGAAGUGUGCGUCAAGUAUGGAAGCUUUUUAUACAGCCAGUGUCACUUCCAAGCGGCCGUGGGCAUACUGAGGACGGCGCUAAGUAAUGAUGAUAAUACUGCUGAUAUUGUGUACCGCGGUUUGGAGAAGGUUACCCUUCCGGAACUGCUUCAAGACGAGGUGGAUACGCAGGAGGAAAUCUGCCUGCCGUCCUCAAGCCUCGCGCGGUACCUGCUGAUUCUCUGUCACAAGGCGCAAGGGGAGAUGGAGGAAGCGGAAGUAGCUCUUAUCGACCUCCUAGAAGAAGUCUGGGACUACGACAUUCCGAUCCUCCACUCGUUGCUAGGUUACGCCAUGAUGGAGCUGAAUCUGUGGGAGGACGCAGCGCUCAGCUUCAGAGCGGCGGCGGAAACGGAAGAGGACUAUCAACUCGCGCACGAAAAUUACUGCAUAUGCUUGCUGAUAUUGGUGCAUCGAGUGCUGACCAAUAGCAUAGAAAACAUUUAUGAAUAUAUCUGCAAAAGGAAUAGGGCACUUUCAUGCAUACUGGUCUGAAUUACCGAUAAUAGUAAUUAUAUUAAAUUAAGUUUCAUGCUUAAGUUGUGUUUGGAAUAAGAUUAUUAUUAUUAUUUAAAUGUGCUUUGUUUAUCGGCCUGUUUGUAUGUAAUUAUCCCUCUACAUAUGCAUGCGUCGUUAUUUAUUGUGUACUCGCCUACACCGUGUAAAGUGCACUUUGCGUACAAUAUUUUUUCACACCAUUUGUGGAAGAUACAACUAAGGCAAGAUGAAAAUUGAAUUGAAUAUCUGAUUUAUCGUAUAUAACAAAUUAUUGUUGAAAAAAUGAACAAAAAUAAAUAUGCUCACUUUUGGUUGGCUGAUAAAAAUGUUUGCAUUAUGUGUGGCUCGUUUAUGCAUACGAGUAUAGCUUUUGUAUCCUGAUGGAACCUUUACUAUGCUCUUAAACGAUAUUUGGAGAUAAAGUAUUUUUAAUAAGGAAUAUUUGUAUUAAUCACGCUGAAAUUAUGCACGUAUUUAUGGCAUUUGCCUUAACAACAUUUGGUGUUUUUCAUUUGUUAUUUCUUGAGAUUGUAAUGUCCUUUUAAUGUUAUAAUUUCGACACGUUUUUGUAAUUCAACAAAAAUGAAUAACUAUAAUAUUGCAUUUGGUUUUAGUUAUUGUUAUCCAUACAAUUUUACACUUAAUAAAACAUGUUAAAUGCG
This is a messenger RNA of Dreissena polymorpha, 11717 nucleotides long. RefSeq lists its product as uncharacterized. The transcript has 9 exons. NCBI's taxonomy places the organism in Eukaryota, Metazoa, Mollusca, Bivalvia, Myida, Dreissenidae. Gene Ontology annotation, molecular function: protein binding. The coding region runs from base 7447 to 11052 and encodes 1201 amino acids. The record is from RefSeq and is a predicted model, not a curated record.